Molecule: messenger RNA, 2486 nt
Organism: Myripristis murdjan (pinecone soldierfish)
Lineage: Eukaryota; Metazoa; Chordata; Actinopteri; Holocentriformes; Holocentridae
Gene: septin7a
Product: septin 7a
Exons: 15
Coding region: 113-1291 (392 amino acids)
Cellular component (GO): septin complex
Molecular function (GO): GTP binding
Source: RefSeq, a predicted model, not a curated record
CAAGUUGUAAUUUUGUGCUCAACAGAAGAACCUGGAGGGCUAUGUUGGCUUUGCUAAUCUUCCCAACCAAGUUUACAGAAAGUCUGUAAAAAGAGGUUUCGAGUUUACGCUCAUGGUUGUAGGGGAAUCUGGGCUGGGGAAGUCGACGCUUAUUAACUCCCUCUUCCUGACAGACUUGUACUCCCCUGAAUACCCUGGUCCCUCCCACAGAAUAAAAAAGACUGUACAGGUCGAACAGUCGAAGGUUCUGAUAAAAGAAGGUGGGGUCCAACUUCUGCUCACCAUCGUUGACACCCCAGGGUUUGGUGAUGCUGUUGACAACAGUAACUGCUGGCAGCCUGUAAUCGAUCACAUCGACAGUAAAUUUGAGGAUUACCUUAACGCAGAAUCCCGGGUCAACAGGCGUCAAAUGCCUGACAACAGAGUGCACUGCUGCCUGUACUUCAUCGCCCCCUCUGGACAUGGACUGAAACCUUUGGACAUCGAGUUCAUGAAGCGGUUACAUGAAAAAGUGAACAUCAUUCCGCUCAUCGCAAAAGCUGACACAAUGACCCCUGAGGAGUGUCAACAGUUUAAAAAGCAGAUUAUGAGAGAAAUCCAGGAGCACAAAAUAAAAAUAUAUGAGUUCCCAGAGACAGACGAUGAGGAGGAAAUGAAGCUGGUCAGGAAAAUCAAGGAUCGUUUACCCUUGGCUGUGGUCGGUAGUAACACCAUUAUCGAGGUCAACGGAAAGCGAGUGCGUGGGAGGCAGUACCCCUGGGGCGUGGCUGAAGUUGAGAACAGCGAACAUUGUGAUUUUACAAUUCUUCGAAACAUGCUCAUCAGAACCCACAUGCAGGACCUGAAAGAUGUGACCAACAACGUCCAUUAUGAAAACUACCGCAGCAGGAAGCUAGCAGCAGUCACCUACAACGGCGUAGACAACAAUAAGAACAAAGGACAGCUAACCAAAGUUGAGACAGGCGAUGGCAUGAGUCCUCUGGCCCAGAUGGAGGAGGAGCGAAGGGAGCAUGUGGCAAAAAUGAAAAAGAUGGAGAUGGAGAUGGAACAAGUGUUUGAGAUGAAGGUCAAAGAGAAGAUCCAGAAACUCAAAGACUCUGAGGCUGAGCUUCAGCGACGUCACGAACAGAUGAAAAAGAACCUUGAGGCCCAGCACAAGGAGCUGGAGGAGAAACGUUGCCAACAUGAGGAGGAGAAAGCCAACUGGGAGGCCCAGCAGAGGAUGCUGGAACAGCAGAAACUAGAUGCCUCCAGGACCUUGGAAAAAAACAAAAAGAAGAAGAUAUUUUAAUCAUUUUUGGAGGACCGUCACCACAUUACAGUGUACUAGUUGUCAACCUGCCAGCCUGGAUCAUCAGUCUGCCUGUCAACAACAUCCGCUGUUUGACCAGCUCACUGUGUGAUGAAAGUGAAAGCCAGAGGGGUGCUGUCAUCUGGACUCUUGAGUCAGUCUCAGUCAAAGGAUUGGCACACUCUGGAGAAUACUCCAUUAUGUUUGAUUUCUCUUUCCUUCUGUUUCUUUCUCCUCUUUAAAGAGCUCUUUUCUCUGUAUCGAUUCCUUUGAUGGACGCAUGAAGACGGUUGUAGACUCAUUUUUUGUGAGUCCCUGUUCACAAGUACAAGCAUAUUCACACAGAAAACACAACUAGUGUUCCUGUUGGCUCCACAGUGGUGAUCAGGAUAAGAUAGUUGGGUCAUUUGUUGUUUUUUUUUUUUUUGCUUUUCUUCCUGGUAGUUUGGUAAUAUUGAACGCUGCAUGGCUCUGUGCUGCAUUCUCCUAAUGCCAAAUGACCAAAUGGAGUAGGCCUUUCACUUCCUGCACCUUGGCAGACUGCAGAAGGCUGAAGCUCACCUCAGGCAUUUCUUUCUUUUUCUUUCUUUUUUUUUUUUUUUUAUACCUUUUAGUUCUGUUAUUGAGGUGUCUUUUUUUCCUUCCUCCCAAGAUGUAAUCCUUGUCCAUCUCCUGUAAGUUAAAUUAUAUACCCAUGGACCGCAGUGUUUAACUUCAUGUAACAGUUCUUACUUUUUGUGCAUUUCUUUUUCUAUAUAUUGGCCAUGCUAUAGUUAAUUUUGUGUCAGAUAUCUUAACCAGUGUUUCCCAUCUCUGCUUUUGGAAGUCAACCAUGUAUUCCUGACUUCACUCGUGCUGAGUGUAAUAAUAAGAAGAAACUCACAGAUAUGCAUAAAAUACUUUUACAUGAACCAGCAACCCUUUUUUUGACAUUCUUGUAUAGAUUCCUUAUGGAAGGAAAUGUUUGUGGGGCAGAAAUAAACAGCAUAUAUCCAUUGGGGUCCCAGGGGCAGGAUUUGGAAACCCUGUGUCAGGUGUUGGAGAGAGGAGCUCGAGCUGAACAACUCCCAUCAGUUUUACCAAAGGCGGCUUUCCUCACAUCACAUUUAGCUUUGUUUGUGUACUGCAUCUAUAUUUUGUAAUGUCUUUUGUUUUUAUUGUACAAAGUCACAUAAUAAAAUUGUGAUGGAACAAA